GACAUGUGUAUUUGAGCCCGGCGUGCAUUGCGGGAACUAGCAAACAUGAUGGGUAAAAUGAAUCAAAGGUUGCGUUAAUGGUUUCAAACUGGGGAUAUAAUAGUUACCAUUAAUAUUCUUGUUAUUAUACUAGUUGCACCGGGGAUAUCAACAUGGCAGUCCUCAGAAAUUAAACUCGGUUCCAAGCACGUUAACUAACUAAGUUAUGUCAUGGCGUUCCCUCAGCCCAGACCCCAGGCUCCUCAGCUCCCUCAGCAUCUGCUCAGGACCAUAGACUGUCAGCAGGGAGCUGUCAGGGCUGUUCGCUUCAACGCUGAUGGGAACUACCUGCUGUCCUGUGGCAGUGACAAAUCUCUAAAGCUGUGGAGUGUGAGAAGAGGGACCCCGCUGAAGACAUACAGUGGCCAUGGAUACGAGGUUCUGGAUGCUGAUGGUUCCUAUGACAACAGCCAGAUUUGCUCCUGCAGCUCAGACAAGACAGUGAUCCUGUGGGACGUCGCCACAGGCCAGGUCACACGCAAACUCAGAGGUCACGCUGGGAAAGUCAACUGUGUCCAGUUCAACGAAGAGGCAACUGUUAUCUUGUCAGGGUCCAUAGAUGGGACAGUUAGGUGCUGGGAUACCAGGUCCAGAAGAUUUGAACCCAUCCAGGUUCUAGACGAGGCUCGGGACAGCGUCAGCAGCCUGAAGGUGGCACAACACGAGCUGCUUACCGGAUCGGUGGACGGCAGAGUGAGGCGCUACGAUCUGAGGAUGGGACAGCUGCACGUGGACUUCAUCGGCAGUCCCAUCACCUGCGUGUGCUUCAGUCAAGACAGUCAGUGCACUCUGAGUUCCAGUUUGGAUUCAGCAGUCAGACUACUGGAUAAGAGCACGGGGGAAAUGCUCGGAGAGUAUACAGGACAUAAGAUGAAGGGCUACAAGCUGGACUGCUGUCUGUCCAGUAAAGACACGCAUGUCCUGAGCUGCUCCGAGGACGGACACGUCUACUGCUGGGACCUGGUGGAGGGGUCUUUGUCUUUGAAGCUGCCAGUGGGAAAAGCUGUUGUCCAGUCGCUGUCCUUCCACCCCACAGAGACCUGCCUCAUUACUGCCAUGGAGGGGCGAGUCCAGGUGUGGGGGGCAGAGCCAGAGGAGACAGAGGAGGACGUGAUGGCCACAUAGGGACAGACUUGGAUUUUUGUGUGUGCGAAACAUUCAUAUAUUUUUAUACAAAACCUUUAAUAAACUUUUUCUUGUGUAACUUA
Xiphias gladius (swordfish) is the source of this 1247-nucleotide messenger RNA. It is a transcript of the gene wdr83, whose product is annotated as WD repeat domain containing 83. Gene Ontology annotation, biological process: mRNA splicing, via spliceosome. Bases 211 to 1164 code for a protein of 317 amino acids. Gene Ontology annotation, molecular function: protein binding. The record is from RefSeq and is a predicted model, not a curated record. The transcript is spliced from 10 exons. Gene Ontology annotation, cellular component: catalytic step 2 spliceosome. Lineage: Eukaryota; Metazoa; Chordata; Actinopteri; Istiophoriformes; Xiphiidae.